Messenger RNA from Salmo salar (Atlantic salmon), 4396 nucleotides. Its product is annotated as ankyrin repeat domain-containing protein 40. Gene Ontology annotation, molecular function: protein binding. The record is from RefSeq and is a predicted model, not a curated record. NCBI's taxonomy places the organism in Eukaryota, Metazoa, Chordata, Actinopteri, Salmoniformes, Salmonidae.
UCUGUCCCCGACAUGGGAGGAAUAGUUGACAGCGCACGUCGGAGCCUUUACGCAACACAGCUACAAUGUAAUGGACUUUUAAUUUCAAAACUCAUUUAAAAGAGUUGACAAGCCGGUGCAGCAACAACAUAUUACCUUAAACUAACCGCUGACGAUGGUGUCCUUUGAUAAAUAUUGUUCCUGACAAGCUUAACGUUACGGACAUCAACAAUCUUGCGCGAGCCUAGUAGCUGUAAAGCUAGCUAUCUAGUCAGUUAACGUUAGCUUCUUAGCUAACAACACUCCCCUAGUCGCCGGCUAUUUUUAGUGCAAUUAGGCAGCUAUUUCCAGACCAAGGCGUCACCCUCUUACGACCUGUAAAGUCAUUAUUGUCUCCCAUGAUCUCGUUAAGUUAGCUAAUAAUUUGUACAAAAUGUCAACGACAUCGUUGGAUAAGGAAUUGCAAGAGCGCUUGAGAGAGGCGUCUGCGAUUGGAGACAUCGACGAGGUGCGGAUUUUAGUGGAAAGCGGAGUAAAUGUCAACUCUCAAAACGAAAUAAACGGAUGGACAUGCUUGCAUUGGGCAUGCAAGAGAAACCACAAACCGGUUGUGUCGUACCUGCUGAACUCUGGCGCUGACCAAGAGAUCCUCACAGCUAAAGAUGAGCUGGCUGUCCAGCUGACCUCUAAGCCUGAAAUCAGAAGACUGUUAGGAGUUGAGGAGGAGGAAGUGCCUGAAAUCAAGGAGCCUGAGUUGCCAAUCAUCCCAAACUACCUGUCCAACCCGCCAUUCAUGUACAGUAAGAUGGACAACAAGGCUGAGCUCAUAUUGGCACAGUUGACCCAAAAUGGCAAUGGAGACCACUCAUCAGAUGACCCACACAGCGACUCAGCUUCCCUGUCGCCCACCCGCGAGCAACAGCUGCCUCAGCAACCGCAGAGCCUACUCUCUGACACCCCGAGCCCGAGAGAGGGAGCCUUCAUUCCAUUGGCGCAGCAGAACGGAGUGUCGCCGAGCCCCACCUCGUCUCUCACCAUCAACGGAGGCCUGCCUAUGGACCUCUCCAUGGAGCCCCACCUGGUCAGCCACGGGGAGUACCCACACUCGGUGGCCCAUAAUGGGCCUGUGUGCUCUCCUCCUCUGCCCUCCCCCAGCCCCAGCACCACCAGCAGUAGCAGCCAAGCCCAGUUGGCUAACGCUAACCCAUCUAUGACCCGGCAGCAGUCCCUCCCUCAGCAGCUCAACUGUGGCCAGGGUGCUGGGGGUAACAUGCCUGCCUUCCAGCCUUUCUUCUUUACCAGUACAUUCCCUGUCAAUGUGCAAGAGCUGGUCCUAAAGGUGCGCAUCCAGAACCCCAACGCGCGGGAGAACGACUUCAUCGAGGUGGAGCUGGACAGACAGGAGCUGACCUACCGCUCGCUGCUCCGGGUGUGCUGCCGCGAGCUGGACAUCAGCGCCGAACACGUGGAGAAGAUCCGCAAGCUGCCCAACACCAUGCUACGAAAGGACAAAGACGUGGCUCGGCUGCAGGACUUCCAGGAGUUAGAGGUGGUGCUGGAGAAGGCUGAGGGCCUGGCACUCCUCUCUGGGGCGGGAGGCCUCACUGACAGACCCUGCUACAACAUGAAGGCUUCCAGACUCACCUACUAGAGACCAACAGGACUGACAGACACCCAGACAAACCCUGAUGUCCAUGUGGACCCUACUAGCUCUCUAUUGGCCGUAGUAGCCACUAUCGUUAUUAGUCAAUUUCAUUGCAUUAUGAUCCGGUGUCGUUCAGCCAGCGUUAUUGGGGUUUGUUUAAAAAUCCUGUUGUGUUAGCUAGGUAACGUGGUCUCCCCGCCUGUCCUUGCCUUGCUCCCUGCCAGUCUGUCCCCAUGCAGCGCUCGCUAACCAAUUACUCAUGCAUCAUGUCCUCAGUUCUAUACUGAAGAAUUUGGGCCUCCUUCCCUCUCUCACCCCUCUUCUCUUCCCUCUGUCCCACUCUCUCUCCUCCCUCUAGUUUGUGUUGUCGGGCUACAGUGGAACAUUGGCGUUGAGGGACAGUGACAGUCUUCCUAGAUGGCUGUAGAUGGAUCCCUUUGUACUGGGCAUUAGUCAUACAUGUACUGUGGACCUGGCUCCUGGAUGAUGAGGGGGUUGAGAAGAGUAGAGGCCAUUUGAACAGCUCUUCUGAUAUAGAGCUAUGGCUCUUAUUAGUCCUACAUGGGCGGCUUAUUACAUUGUUGCGACACAGCUGACUUGCACACAGCGACAUGCAGUACUGCCGCUUGCUUAGUGGACAUGACAGGUGGCUGCCGACGUUCCAACUGGCAUCCACACACAUGCUGCAGACUGUACACACGCGCGCACACACACACACACACUCAGUCAUACUCCCACACUUCACUGAUAUUUCCAGUUUUUCCUUCAGUGGUUGCUCAUGUUAUCACACUAUCCUGUUUAUUUGUUCUUAGGUGCCUGAUGGAGCUAUUUCCAGAGAUGUUGCUGUGUGCUACUGAGGUUUGAUCAUCUAAGAGGGAGUGGGGUGUGAGUGUUGUCUCUUGCCAAUUGAGAAGUUUUUGUUAGUUUCGUAGAACUGUUUGUUGUUAUGUGCUUAGUAAGCAAACAGAUGCUUUAAGUUUCAUCCGUAUUGUUAAGACAGUGGGUCUGUUUGUUAAAGAACUCUCUUUGUCAGUUGGAAGAUAACAGCCUUCUAACAGAUGCUACGGUUAGCUAGCUCCACAGACACCGUCUGGAUUUCAAUCAAUAUUGUUUUAACGUUUACUUGCUGAAACAAAACUCAUUUAGAUGAACAUGUAUUUGGUUCAGGGGCAAUAUUUAAAUGUUUUACAGUUUGGUUGAAUGUUUGUGUGUGAGGGGUUCUUUUCAAUGUGACAGUUAUUGGCUAUAAUAUUCAACUGACACUUUCAGCUGUGAAUGAAUUGAAUGGUAGACCGUUCCUAUAGAGUUCAGGUAUUAUUGAUUUAAGCAGAAUCCGCUAGGUGCUCUUUAGGGGAAGUAUAUUUCAGCUCAAGUAGAGGUUCCCUUAAAAUGAGUAUGUUAAACCGUUUCUGGAUCGCUUCACUUAAGAUACUUCCAUUUACUGUGAUUAGAUCAAAACCAAAUACAAACCUAGCCAGAAAUUGUCGGGUUCUCCACAAUACAUUAUCAAUCAUAAAUGUCCUAUUUUUGAAUUGCUGUAUGAAAUGUGUUUUUAGUUUUUUCGGAGCGAACUGAAUGACGUGGGCAAAGGACAGAUUGAAAGGAUUGUUUCCGUUUCAUAAGUUUGACACAGCUGUUAUGUUUGAGUGCUUCCAUAACACUUUUCCCAGCAAUUCUCCCCAAGCUGUUGCUUCUAUCAUACAGUGCAUUUGUCAUAAUACACAAAUUCAUACUGCUCUGUGAGAACGUUUUAAACAUAUAACCUACAUUAACAUGUAAGCUAGCUAGAGAUCAAAUGUUAGUUCUUGAGGGGUUCCCGGGUUUAACCUACUGACAUUUUACUUUUUUUAAGUUGUGGUGUUUGCUACUUAUUUGUUUGAGUAUAAAUGACGAUUCAUACACAAGAAUGCAAACGUUACUAUUGAAGCUGAAUGAGAGUGCAUUGAUUGAAAAGAUUACUGCUUAAAAUGCUUUGUGACAAACACAUUUGCUCAUAGAGGAAGACUUAGACCCUAACAUGUCCUACCAGUUCUUUAUGCUGGUUAACAUUACAUUCAGUUCAACGGUACAGUCAGUGCCCCACUACAGAAGUUUAUAAACAAUCAACAGUCAGUUACUAACAAAACCGUUAAUUGUUUACCGUUCAAAUGUAUACCUUAAGCUCUGACUGUCUUAGUAUGUUUAAUGAUUAUAUAUUUUUAUUAAUUUGUCAUUUCCUUUUUUAACGAGAAAUGUCUUUAGUUUGUAUCGAUGCCUACAAGUAUGGAAAGUGUUUAUCAAUGGGGGUGAAAGGGAAGGUAGGUUGCAGCUAGGAUGAAACCAAGUGUAAAGCCACAGUAUCUACUGUGUUGAAUGGGUUGAGUUGAGUGUAAAUGUUGAAGAAAUACAAGACUAACUUGAACAUGUCAAAUGGACUCUCGAGAGAAUUUUGUAUUUCUAACUUGUGCCACGAGCCCGAGAGGUACCUGGUUGAAGAAGCUGAACGAUGAUGUUUGAAACGCCUACGGUCAUUUUGUGCCCAGUGAAAGAGCACCAGUCUUCUAGAAUGUUCCAGAAUGAAUACUAGUUCUGUGCAAAUGGAUGACUAACAUUGUACUGAUUGAUUGCUCAUGUUCUAGAGGAAGAAUACAGUAACUUAACCUAUGCAUUCAGAGUCUGAUAUUUUUAUAUGUCCUGUGCACCUUUGAUAAAUUCCUUAUAGGCACUGUUUAACUUGUGUUUGAUUGUGAAGACCUGUACCUGUUCUUUGAUAAAGCAUGGUGGAUAACUUGA